Molecule: messenger RNA, 1701 nt
Organism: Anthostomella pinea
Lineage: Eukaryota; Fungi; Ascomycota; Sordariomycetes; Xylariales; Xylariaceae
Source: the annotation of a GenBank genome assembly
AUGCUGAUUACCUGUUCUGUCGCAGACCCAAUGGCUACCGUCACUGAGAGUGCGCCGAGAAGCACGCCCAGCAAGAACCCAGACGGCGGCAUGGGCGCACGUACUGUCCCUAUUAUUACCACCCCUACACCGACACCGACCAUAAAGACGUCUGCGCCCUCUCCAGCUGGGGAACCAAUGGAUAUCACCACACCUACCAACUCCUCCGCUCCACAAAGUGUUGGCAAGAGUUCCGAGGGGGAGGGAAGCGACUCGAAUGACCGCCUAAACACGGCUCCUACGAGCGACCAGCACUCGGCCAGCAGUUCCAACAGUAUGCCUGCGCCUGCCGCCGCCGCCGCCGCUGUUCACCAGCCCAAGAUCGUCCAGACGGCAUUUAUCCAUAAGCUAUACAACAUGUUGGAAGAUCCGAACAUACAGCACCUCAUCAGCUGGUCAAGCUCCGCCGAAAGCUUUGUAAUGUCACCUUCACACGACUUCUCCAAGGUCUUGGCGUAUGUACCCGAACAUGUGGAAGAGGAUUCGCAUGGAAGAGGAUUCAGACUAAUGAUUGCCAGCCAAUACUUCAAACACACCAACAUCUCGUCAUUCGUUCGACAGCUGAAUAUGUACGGAUUCCACAAAGUGAGCGAUGUCUUCCAUACUGGCAGCCCUGAAACGGCGCUUUGGGAGUUCAAGCACGGCAAUGGCAACUUCAAAAGAGGCGACCUGGUUGGAUUGCGCGAAAUCAAGCGUCGCGCUUCUCGCCAUGCCCUCGUUCAUCGAGAGUACAACAACCAAAAGCCGACACCGUCACAGCCAGGCACACCAGCAGAACCCAUGCCAUCAGUUCAUGACGGUCUGGAUCCUCGACAUACAAAUAUCGAACACUCUUUAUAUGAGGCCACCGUCAGGCUGCAGCGUAGCGAGCACGAGGCGCACUACAUGCAAGUGAAGCAGCAGACCAUGGUCGAGACGAUAAACCGCCUGCUGCAGUUCAACCAUGAGCUGUCAAGAACAGUCCUGUCUUUGGUUCCGCCUGACAAUCCAGCUCAUAGGGAUGUUAUGGCUUUGCAAGGAGAGAUCCAACGCCAAUCCGAGGCCUUUCGCAUGAUUGACGAACCACAUGAGCCACCUGUCUCGGGUAGCCGUCAAUACUUUGCUAACCUUGACAACCCACCUCUAUCUCCUCGGCAGCUUGCCCAGGAUGACCGAAAUGCCAUCGAAUCUAUCAAUCAACUCACGCCGGCCCUAUGGAUCGAUCAGUGGGACCACGACCCAAUCUUCCCCUUCUCCUCUUCGAUCCCAACCACCGCCACCACCACCUGGUCCUCACCCUCUGCCAAUCCACCACCACCGCCACCACCUCCAUAUCUUAACUCGGGUCCGCCAUCUUCUCACUGGCCAUCUUCUCCAAGCCGAAUGCCUGUGGAAGACUAUCGGGGUCGUGAACCCCCUUCGCACUACUCUCUUUCGCGACCUGCCACUCCGCCGGCGCCCCCCUUUUCCAAUGGCAACAUUGGCAAUGGUCUGGAAAGCCUGAACAACUGGUCUUGGAAUUCGGCCGGCAGGGAGAAUAGAAACCUCUCCAUCAAGGACAUGUCUGCACCACCUACCCGGAGAGGAAGCAUGGCACACAUACUGAACCCCACCGACACUGUGGAGCGAGAUGAUGAGGAUGACCCAAGAGAAAAUGAUGAUCGAAAGCGCAGGCGAAUGUGA